AUGGAUCUGCCCGUGGGCCCGGGCGCGGCGGGGCCCAGCAACGUCCCGGCCUUCCUGACCAAGCUGUGGACCCUCGUGAGUGACCCGGACACGGACGCGCUCAUCUGCUGGAGCCCGAGCGGGAACAGCUUCCACGUGCUGGACCAGGGCCAGUUUGCCAAGGAGGUGCUGCCCAAGUACUUCAAGCACAGCAACAUGGCUAGCUUCGUGCGGCAGCUCAACAUGUAUGGCUUCCGGAAGGUGGUCCACAUUGAGCAGGGUGGCCUGGUCAAGCCGGAGAGGGAUGACACCGAGUUCCAGCACCCAUGCUUCCUGCGAGGCCAGGAGCAGCUCCUCGAGAACAUCAAGAGGAAAGUGACCAGCGUGUCCACCCUGCGGAGCGAGGACAUAAAGAUUCGCCAGGACAGCGUCACCAAGCUGCUGACCGAUGUGCAGCUGAUGAAGGGGAAGCAGGAGAGCAUGGACUCCAAGCUGCUGGCCAUGAAGCAUGAGAACGAGGCGCUGUGGCGAGAGGUGGCCAGCCUGCGGCAGAAGCACGCCCAGCAACAGAAAGUCGUCAACAAGCUCAUCCAGUUCCUCAUCUCGCUGGUGCAGUCAAACCGGAUCCUAGGGGUGAAGAGAAAGAUCCCCCUGAUGCUGAACGACGGCAGCCCUGCGCACCCCAUGCCCAAGUAUGGCCGGCAGUACUCGCUGGAGCACAUCCACGGCCCAGGCCCCUACCCGGCCCCCUCUCCAGCCUACAGCGGCACCAGCCUCUACUCCCCAGACGCUGUCGCCAGCUCCGGACCCAUCAUCUCUGACAUCACCGAACUGGCCCCCAGCAGCCCUGUGGCUUCUGCCGGCAGGAGUGUAGAUGAGAGGUCCCUGUCCAACAGCCCCCUGGUUCACGUCAAGGAGGAGCCCCCAAGCCCGCCACAGAGCCCCCGGGCAGAGGAUGCCAGCCCUGGCCGACCGUCCUCCAUGGUGGAGACGCCCCUGUCCCCAACCACCCUCAUUGACUCCAUCCUCCGGGAGAGUGAGCCCACGCCCGCUGUCUCCACCACACCCAUCGCGGACACCGGGGGCCGCCCCCCCUCACCCCUGCCCGCCUCGGCCCCCGAGAAGUGCCUCAGCGUUGCCUGCCUGGACAAGACCGAGCUCAGCGACCACCUGGACGCCAUGGACUCCAACCUGGACAACCUGCAGACCAUGCUGACGAGCCACGGCUUCAGCGUGGACACCAGCACCCUGCUAGACCUGUUCAGCCCCUCGGUGACGGUGCCGGACAUGAGCCUGCCCGACCUGGACAGCAGCCUGGCCAGUAUCCAGGAGCUCCUCUCCCCCCAGGAGCCUCCCAGACCUCUGGAGGCAGAGAAGAGCAGCCCAGACUCAGGGAAGCAGCUGGUGCACUACACCGCCCAGCCCCUGCUGCUGCUGGACCCGGGCUCCGUGGACGUGGGGAGCAGUGACCUGCCGGUGCUCUUCGAGCUGGGGGAGGGCUCCUACUUCUCCGAGGGAGACGACUACUCAGAUGACCCCACCAUCUCCCUGCUGACGGGCGCAGAGCCCUCCAAAGCCAAGGACCCCACUGUCUCCUAG
This is a messenger RNA of Rangifer tarandus platyrhynchus (Svalbard reindeer), 1578 nucleotides long. Lineage: Eukaryota; Metazoa; Chordata; Mammalia; Artiodactyla; Cervidae. The record is from the annotation of a GenBank genome assembly.